Enhydra lutris kenyoni (northern sea otter) is the source of this 578-nucleotide messenger RNA. RefSeq names its product zinc finger protein 256-like. Bases 107 to 511 code for a protein of 134 amino acids. Gene Ontology annotation, biological process: regulation of DNA-templated transcription. NCBI's taxonomy places the organism in Eukaryota, Metazoa, Chordata, Mammalia, Carnivora, Mustelidae. The transcript has 3 exons. The record is from RefSeq and is a predicted model, not a curated record.
CAGGGUGACUGGUCGUGAAGACGCGACGGGAGACGCAGUCGCCGCCGCACACAGUUCACUCCGGGUGUCCGCUCCCCUCCGGCCCGCUGCCGGCGCACCGAUUCCGAUGGCGGCGGCCCCGCCCAGGGACUCGGAUGAGUGUGGUGUGACCUUUGAGGACGUGGCCGUGUACUUCCCCUGGAAGGAGUGGAGGCUUCUUGAUGAGGCUCAGAGACGGCUGUACCACCAUGUGAUGCUGGAGAACUUUGCACUUGUAUCGUCACUGGGUUGCUGCUAUGGAGCAGAGGAUGAGGAGGCCCCCUUUGCACAGAGCGCUUCUGUAGGCGUGUCCCAGACCGGGACGCCCAGGGCCACUCUGUCUUCCCGGAAGACCCACCCCUGUGAGAUGUGUGGUCCCGUCUUGAGAGACAUUUUCCACUUGGCUGAGCUCCAGGGGAAAGAAAAUGGCCAGAAACGGUUGAGGUGUGGGGCCUGCAGGAAACGAUUUUCUUUCAGUGUGAAGUUGGAGUAGCAGGAGCAGCCCGCGGGAGCAAAACCAUUCAGAAGCCGUGUGGACAGGGCCUCUGUUGUCAAGAGCU